AGAUAUUCUUAAAAAUUAUCACUAUAUAAAGUCUCAAAUACCACAGGUUAAUAGCCAUACCAUUUUCCUACUAAUUUAUGCAAUUAUGGAGAAAAUAUUCACCUCUUUUCUCUUGUUGCUUCAUUAUGUCAUGGUUAGCCGAUCAAUUAGCUCUUCUUUCUUUAAAAUCUCAAAUCAUUUCCGACCCCUUUCACUUCUUAAUGAAAGUUGGUCUUCCGCUACUUCUGUUUGCUAUUGGGUUGGAGUCACUUGUGACUCUCGUCACCAAAGAGUGAAAUUCUUGAAUCUUUCCAACAUGGCUCUUACCGGCAUAAUUCCACGUGAUUUUGGAAACCUCACAUUUCUUGUUUCUGUUGACUUGGAAAGCAACAAAUUCCAUGGAAAUUUGCCUCAAGAAAUGGGCACGCUUGCGUCGGCUUAAGUUUCUUGAUUUAAGUUUCAACAACUUCAGAGGGAAGGUUCCCUCUUGGUUUGGAUACUUACGUUAUCUUCAAGUUCUAAAUCUUAGAAAUAAUAGUUUCACUGGUUCCAUCCCUUGUUCAUUUUCUAAUAUAUCCACACUUGAGACUUUGAAUCUGAAUUUCAAUUCCAUAGAGGGCCAGAUACCAAAAGUGAUUGGAAACCUUAGAGAAUUAAAGUUGAGGGGUAACAAUCUAAUAGGCUCUAUUCCUCUAUCACUCUCGAAUGCCUCAAGGUUGGGGACUUUAGAUAUAUCUUAUAAUUCACUACAAGGAAACAUCCCACAAGGAAUUGGCAAUCUUCACAACAUGAACUGGUUGGCCAUACAAUUUAAUCAACUUACGGGUUCUAUACCAUUCACAAUUUUCAAUAUUUCUAGGAUCGAAUUCAUUUCAUUUACUGGCAAUUGCUUUUCCGGAAGUCUUCCCAAUGGUUUAUGCAAUCGUCUUCCGAAACUCAAAGGGCUUUAUCUGUCUUAUAACAAGCUUCAUGGUCAUAUGCCUACAAGCUUGUCAAAUUGUUCACAACUUCAAAUUUUAUCUUUUUCAGAAAAUGAGUUUGAUGGACCAAUACAUAGUGAAAUUGGAAGAUUGAGUAACUUGGAGAUAUUGGAUCUCGGAACUAACCAUUUUACUGGGAUAAUUCCACAAGAAAUUGGAAAAUCUUGUUUAUUUGGUAGAGUUAGCCAUGGAGGAUAAUCAGAUUACUGGCUCUGUCCCGAUCUCCAUAUUAAAUAUUUCAUCGCUGCAAAUUUUGUCAGCAUGGCAGAACAAUCUUAGUGGAUUCUUACCACAGGAGAUUGGCAACUUAACCAAGAUGCAAACUUUAUAUCUUGACGAAAAUAGGUUUACUGGUACGUAAUCAAAGUGAUAGCAAGAGGUGAAAUACCAAAAGAGAUAAGCAAUCUUGUUGAGUUGGAGAAAGUCUUGCAUUUAAUAGUUUUAGUGGUUCACUUGAUAUGGAGAUCUUCAACAUAUCCGGGCUAAGAGUAAUUUCUCUUACAAACAAUAAUCUAUCAGGAAGACUCCCACCAAACAUAUGUUCUAUCUUACCCAACAUUGAAGUGCUUUAUCUGGGCAACUUGACCAAUCUUGUUGGGACCAUUCCUUAUUCUAUCUCCAAUUGUUCCAAACUUACUAUUCUUGAGCUUUCACACAACAAACUCACUGGCUUGAUUCCCAAUUCGCUUGGAUAUUUGAUUUAUCUACGGUUACUAAAUUUAGAGGAAAACAAUUUAACCAACGACUCAUCCUUAAGCUUCCUGACUUCCUUAACCAAUUGCAGAAAUUUAACAUUUCUAUCUCUAUAUAUGAACCCUCUAAAGGCUGCGACACUGAUGAUCUAUCGAUGAAUCAAUUUUCAAAUAGAAUUCCAAGAGAAAUUGGAGGAUUGCAAAAUCUGGCACACCUUUCUUUGAGACACAACAAGUUGCAAGGAUCUAUACCUGACUCAAUGAGCAACAUGGUAGGUUUGGAAUUCCUAGACCUUUCUCAUAACAAUAUAUCUGGAAUCAUUCCUAAGUCUUUGGAAAAACUUCAAAACUUGAACUAUUUCAAUAUUUCUGUCAACAAAUUGUACGGUGAAAUACCCUCGGGAGGUCCUUUCAAGAACCUCUCGAGUCAGUUUUUCAUCUACAAUGAAGCAUUGUGUGGUUCUUCAAGAUUUAGUGUCCCGCCAUGCCCCACUUCAUCAAAGCAAACAUCAAAGAGGAAAAAAUUGAUAGUUCUUUUUCUUUUGCUCGCAAUUGCAGUUGUAUUUGUUCCUAUGACCUUUGUGCUCCUAUCGAUAAGGUAUAAAAGAGGUAAAAGUGUUCCUCAGCAAGCUGACUUAUUGUCUAUCGUAGAAAGAGAAAGGAUUUCAUACUAUGAACUUCUCCGAGCAACUAAUGCACUCAGCGAAAGUAAUCUGAUUGGUUCUGGAAGUUUUGGCUCUGUUUACAAAGGCGUUCUAAAAAGUGGAACUGCCAUUGCAGUUAAAGUGUUCAAUCUGCAACUAGAUGCAGCAUUCAAGAGUUUUGAUAUGGAAUGUGAAGUUUUGCGCAGCCUGCGCUAUAGGAAUCUUGUAAAAGUUAUUACUAGCUGUUCCAAUCUUGAUUUUAAGGCUUUAGUGCUCCAGUAUAUGCCUAAUGGGAGUCUUGAGAAGUAUUUGUAUUCGCACAACUACUUCCUCGACAUCAGGCAAAGACUAAGCAUUGUGAUAGAUGUGGCAUGUGCUUUGGAAUAUCUUCACCAUGUGUGCUCAUCGCCUGUGAUUCAUUGUGAUCUAGAGCCUAGUAAUGUCUUGUUGGAUGAGGAUAUGGUUGCCCACCUAAGUGACUUUGGCAUCUCAAAACUGCUUGGUGAAGAUGAGAGUGAUUUAUACACAAAAACACUAGAAACAUUGGGUUAUAUUGCGCCAGAGUAUGGACAAGAUGGAUUGGUGUCUACUAAAUGCGAUGUCUAUAGUUAUGGGAUCAUGUUGCUGGAAACUUUUACCAGGAGAAAGCCUACCGAGUUUGAGGGAGAUCUUAGCUUGAAACAAUGGGUGAGUUAUUCACUUCCUGAUGCAGUAAUGGAUGUUGCGGAUUCCAACUUGGUUCCACCGAUGGAUAAUCACUUGAAGAAGAAGUUAGAUUGUGUAGCAUCAAUCAUGAAAGUGGCACUAGAUUGUUGUAUUGAAUCUCCAGCAAGACGGACGAACAUGAAAGAUGUUGUAGGGAUGCUAGAGAAGAUCAGAAUUCAACUUCUCGCAUGUUGAACAUGCUCUUGGCAAUUCUUGUUCCAAAUAACUUGUUUUGUUGCAAAUGUUUUCUAAAUAAUUUUAUUGAUGAGAAGAAUGUAUUUUUUUUUUUUUUUUUGUUAUAAAAGGAAUUUUAUGAUUUUCCAAGGAAUAGUACUCCUACACUUCUUUGUUCUUAUGAACUAGCUUUGCUGAUGUCCCCCAGUGCAUUCCAGUUUUUAUAUUCUGCCUCUUUAUAUAACGUAGACUUAAAGCCCAAAGCAACUAACAGAUUGCAGCAUAGUCCCAUAGUUCCAUAGGCAGAUUUUCUCCCAUGCCCCCGUAGAAUUCCUUGUUAUUGUAGCUUCCCCAGACCACAAAUAGCUUCUACGAGUAGCCUCUAUUAACUUGAUUGCUUUCAUCGGCAUUA
Molecule: messenger RNA, 3586 nt
Organism: Capsicum annuum
Lineage: Eukaryota; Viridiplantae; Streptophyta; Magnoliopsida; Solanales; Solanaceae
Product: receptor kinase-like protein Xa21
Exons: 4
Coding region: 1807-3195 (462 amino acids)
Biological process (GO): protein phosphorylation
Molecular function (GO): protein kinase activity; protein binding; ATP binding
Source: RefSeq, a predicted model, not a curated record